This is a messenger RNA of Selaginella moellendorffii, 1442 nucleotides long. RefSeq names its product (+)-neomenthol dehydrogenase. Lineage: Eukaryota; Viridiplantae; Streptophyta; Lycopodiopsida; Selaginellales; Selaginellaceae. The record is from RefSeq and is a predicted model, not a curated record. Gene Ontology annotation, cellular component: membrane. The transcript is spliced from 3 exons. The coding region runs from base 248 to 1249 and encodes 333 amino acids.
GCCAUUGCUCCUCCAGCGUGGUCACAAGAAGACACGCAGAUAAACCCUAAGACUUGACGGCAACAGUUGGAUGCUCGAUCGCAUCGAAAAAUCCAAGCGAAACGACCCGACCAGACUAUCGAUUUCAGCGACAAGCGCUUCCUUAAUGCCGCGUGAAUGCCACUUCAAAUAAAAUACGAUAGUGGAGCUCUAGAAGAUAAACUAUCACCUCACACAUAUAGCGCAGUUCUUCGUUGGAUCAGUGGUCAUGGAUUCCACAUGGUGGAGCAAGGACACGAUCGCGCUCGUCACCGGCGCCAACAAAGGGCUCGGCCUCCAGAUCGUGCGCGAGCUGGCGUCGCGCGGCAUUACGACGAUUCUCACAUCCAGGGAUGAGCGCCGGGGCCGCGAGGCUGCGGAAACCCUGGCGCGCGAGGGAUUGGCGGUCGUCUACCACCGCCUGGACGUCUGCGACGCCGGAUCCGUGGAAGAAAUCGCGCGCUGGAUCGCGGCGGAGUAUCCAUCGGGCAUUGACAUCCUGAUAAACAAUGCGGGAGUGAUGCUGCUGCUAGAUCGUGACAGACUCGAGGCGGCGAGGACGAUCAUCGGCACGAAUUACUACGGCCUCAAGAGGACCACCGAGGCGAUUCUCCCACUCCUCAAGCGCGGCGGCCGGAUCAUCAACAUGAACUCCAAGGCCGGAGACAUCGCGUUCGUCAAGAACGAGUGGAGAGAAAGGCUGCAAGACCUCCGGCGCCUCACCGCCCAAGAGAUCGAUCGAUUCAUCGCGGAAUUCCUCCGCCACGUCGAGGAGAAUCGAGUGACCGCCGCUGGCUGGCCGACCUUCGACUACGUCCCGGGCGAUCCAGAGGCCGUCUCGAGCUACUGGGUCUCCAAGAUCGCCGCCGCCGCCUACACGCGCCUCCUCCACAAGCAAAUCGCGCAGAGCUCGCGAGAGGACCGCCAGAUCUUCGUGAAUUCGAUGUGCCCGGGAUUGACAGCCACGGACAUGACGACCAAGGUCGGGCAUUCGGUGGAGAUUGGAGCGGACACCGCAGUGUGGCUCGCGCUCAUCCCCAGCGCCGCCAGCCCCUCUGGGGGAUUUUUCAUGCUCCGGCGAGACGUGGGCUUCUCUGGAAUGCCGUUCUACUGCAAUGGGGAGCUCCAGAUCGUCCAGAACGAGGACAAACCGGCGAUGGAUCUGGAGCCUCUGCCCAGCGCCGAGAAGGGGGAAAUUAAAGAGCAUCCUCUUCCUCUUCAAGCAAUGUGAGCAAUGCGCUGGGGAUCGAUUCAAUCGAAGCAAUCCCACAGCGGCCAGCUCCAAUCCAGUCGAUAUUGCUUAAGAUUAUGUUGAGCUCCUGCUCUGGAGAGCAGAGCACGGCAGGAGCUCGACCGUCUGUAAGCGUCCAAAACAAAUCAAUCUAGCUAGCAAUCAGUCAACCGCGCGAUCAGAAAACUUUGAA